AUGCUGAAUGCUUUGCCGAGGUGUUUCCGCCUGCUGGCCGCAGCCGGCCUCGGCUUCGGCUUCUUCGCGUCCGGAACUUCGUCCGCAUCGAGCUGCGAUGAGUUGAGUUCGCUGCAGACCUUGCUGGAGAGCGGGUCACAGCGCUGCGAUGUGCUUCAUCCCAAGAAAGGUCUGAGGUGGAGCCACACCAAGAAGAUAGGCAAGGUAACAGUCUUUGUGCAUGAGACACCCUUUAUCGAUCUGAUGGUCAUGAUGAUGAUUCACAACAGUGUGGAAGAUGCUUCGACGUUGGAGCCACUUCUGAUCCACUGCGGAGGACCUGGCAGCGAUGCCUCCUGUGUUUUGCAUCAAGGCAAGGAGCCGCAGUACAGCGGCUACGCUUCCUGGUCCAUCUCUCAGCGUGGCAUUGGCUUUGCGGCGUCGCCCAGCUUCGAGUGUGAGGCGAAGCACAUGAAACUGCCGGAGAAAAAUCGGAAAAACUACCGGAUCUCGGAUUUCACGGAUUGCCCCUGCGCUCUGCCAGAUGGGACAGCGCUGGUGGGCCAAUCCUUUGUGGCCAUCGAUCCACUGAACGGCUCCGAGGUGGAGAACCAUCUCAGCAAGAUGACUCUGAGGCUCAACGGCCUCCCGGAUGCAUAUCGCCGUUGCGCCGUGAGGAGAUGCGCGGCCUCGCCCAAGUGGAUCUUGACGGGGCCGCGGAACAAGAGCUUCAACUUCUUGGAGUUUUCAGGUACGCGCAUGUUGGCGCACGACAUCGAGUUCUUCCGCACACGGGUUUGCGCUCACAAGAUGCACUUGAAUGGCGCGUCAUAUGGCACGGCGGUGGCGGCCACCUAUGGCAACAUGUUCCACCAACGGGUGGGGAAGAUGGUAAUCAACGGCAACAUGCCGCUGAAUCCCUUCACCUUGGACUUUGCGGAGGGUCAAGGGAUGGCGCUCACCAUGACCUUUGCGCAUCUGGAGAUGCUGUGUAUCCAAUGGACGGCCACACCGCCCUGCAACUGGUUCCAGAAUCAGAAGACCCUGAACCAUGUUUGGGAGAGCCUGCUGGACGAGUUGCGGAAAGGCAGACUCACCGCACCCACGGAAAUUCUGGGUUCCAAUGGUGCCAAAGCCCCUGGGCCGGACAUCCCGGUGGGGCAGAUCCCUGCGGGAUGCCCAUUUAAGGCUUGCAACAAGGUGACCUUCCCCUUGAGCAUCGGCCUGUUGCAGGGCUACCUCCAGGAGCAGAUGAUCUCCGCCGGCUUUGUCCCCACCGGCUGGGCCCAGCCGGUGCUGACCAUCGCAAAUUUGGCGGGCUUCCGGGGGGCGGAGGCCAAAACGCAACAGGUCAAGGCCAUUUUGGAACGAUACUGCGUUUUGCCCUCCAGUCCUGGAAAAGAAGCCUGGAGCGGUGUGAAAACCUGGUCCCUCUACGGUACUUGUGUGGGGCAGCAAUCCGUAGGCUUGUCCAGCAGCUACCACAGCAAGCACUUGGAGGGCUUGGGCAUCGCACCCUUCAGUAAAGGGGUGGACGGCUUCAUCAACGAAGCCACGGUGCUGGGGCAGGAUCUCUUUGGUCGUUUUACGGUGAACCAGGCCAUGGAUAUUUGGACGGGCUACCGGCAAAAGUGGGACGAAAUGGCGAUCAGUGCCUUCCUGGGAAUCUUUAGCUCGUUCUUCGCGUGGCAGCUGGAUGCGGUGCCCGUGCAGGUGGGUUACCGCGCAGGUCUCAAAGCCUUGGUGGUGGGCAACUUGUACGAUCCCGCCUGCAGUUACACCUGGAGCAAUCACAUGCGCGAGUCCCUACCGGACAGCGUGAUGAUCGUUUGGCAGGGCGUGGGGCAUUGCCUCAGCCAAGGUGGUGACUACCCUGGCAGCGGCAUGAAACCCUGCCUGGAUCUAUUGGCGAGGCGGUUGUUCGUGGCACCCAUCCCAGCAGAGGUACUGGAGGCUGGGGAGGAAAUCAUUCGGCGAGGUGAAGAGGGCUUGGACUGCUUCAUCGUGGAUAGUGGCGAGUGUUAUGCCUCAAUUCCUAUCAAUGGCGAGUGGAAGGAGGUGCUGAAGUACGAGCCCGGCGGCUUUUUCGGCGAACGCGCCUUAUUGAGGCAGGAAGGGCGAGCUGCGACCGUCACGGCGCGCAGCGAUGUGAAGCUGUUGAAGCUCAGCCACUGGGGCAGCAGGGCACAGGGCCCGAGUCGAGAGGAGUUCGUCUCCAUGAUCGAAGAGAGAGAUCACAAGGAGAAUCUCAUUCGGCACAUCAAGGAGUUCGACAUCCUGACCGACGCACAGGUCGCCACCCUGGCGGGUGCCUUGGAGCGACGCUGGUUCGACCAAUCCGACGCAUUGAUCUAUGCCCAAGGGGAGGAGAGCAACCACUUCUACAUUUUAGAGGAAGGAGAUUGUGUGUCCACCAUUCGGCUGGAAGAUGGACAAGAGAUAGAGGCCAGACAGUACGCUGCUGGCGAGAUUUUUGGUGAGCAGGCCCUCCACUCAGGAGGACCUCGUCAAAGUUCCGUGUCCACCAUCGAUGCUGUCAAGGUCCUGAUGCUGAGCCGCGAGGAGUUUGAACGAAAGCUGGGGAAAUGGUCCAAUCUCAAGGCUGCAGCAGACGAUGCAGAUCCACGGCGCUUGAUGGCCGAUUUCUAUCUUCCUGGGGCACAGCACUUAGCGGAUCGUUUUGGGAUCAACGUUGGAACGGUGGUCCAUCUCCCCCCGGUCCCCGUUUCGUUCCUACGAAAAGGCCGUCGUGGUCCCAUCGCCAUGGCGCCGAAGUUCGACCCCAACGAGGUGAAGGUCGUCUUCCUCCGGCAGUACGGCGGAGAACAGGCGCCCUCCUCGGUGCUGGCGCCGAAGGUGGGACCCCUGGGCAUGUCGCCCAAGAAGGUGGGCGAUGAUAUUGUGAAGGGCACCAGCCAGUGGAAGGGCAUUCGAGUGACAGUGAAGCUGACCAUUCAGAACCGCCAAGCCAAAGUGGAUGUGGAGCCCAAUGCCACCAGCCUCAUCAUCAAGGCCUUGAAGGAGCCCUUGCGCGACCGUAAGAAGACCAAGAACAUCAAGCACAGUGGCAACCUCACCAAAAAUGUCUUUUUGGACAUUUGCCGUCAGAUGAGGAAAAAGAGUCUGGCUAAGGAGUUCAAGGGCACGGCCAAGGAGAUCUUAGGCACCUGCUUCGCAGUGGGUUGCACUGUGGACGGCCAGAAGCCUGGUGCCUUGCAGCAGGAUGAGCUGUGGUUCUCUGCUCCGAUGUUGCGGCCUGCAAAGACAACCGUGAUUGAGCUCCCCACAGCCGUGUUUCUUGAAGACAACAAAGUCGCAAGAUGCCCCAAAGGCAGAUUCUGCUCCGAUUUGACCUGCAAAGGGUAUCAUAAGCCUGCAGAGCAACGCUGCAUGCGCGGCAGCAGAUGCCCUUACACAAAUUGCCCGGCUCCUAUUCACAUCGAUGCAGAUCAGGUCAACAAGACUCUGGUCAUCAAUCUCAACAAUGACGAUUCCUGCAACGGUCCGGGGCAAGAAGACGGCAUAUAUUAUAUCAGGGCCGUCGUCAAGGGGUUUCAAGGCAUCGCCCUUCCAGCCGUCAUUCAUGCCUUGAGGUAUUGUCGUUUCCUCCAAAUGUUGCUUGUGCCUGAACUGGAGUUUGACAUUGGGCAGCAUUACAUCCGCGAUCUGAUUUUACUAUUAGAUUUCGUUCCUGGACUUGAGGACCAGGAGGAGGAGGACGAGGAGGAGGAGGAGGACGAGGAGGACGAGGAGGACGAGGAGGACGAGGAGGACGAGGAGGACGAGGAGGACGAGGAGGACGAGGAGGACGAGGAGGACAAGGAGGACCAGGAGGACCAGGAGGACCAGGAGGACCAGGAGGACCAGGAGGACGAGGAGGCCAUUGAUGAAGACGAGUGGGAGUUCGUCUCCCCCGCCCAAAAAACAGCGCGUCGCCGUUCCGUCGCCAUGGCGCCGAAGUUCGACCCCAACGAGGUGAAGGUCGUCUUCCUCCGGCAGUACGGAGGAGAACAGGCGCCCUCCUCGGUGCUGGCGCCGAAGGUGGGACCCCUGGGCAUGUCGCCCAAGAAGGUGGGCGAUGACAUCGUGAAGGGCACCAGCCAGUGGAAGGGGAUCCGAGUCACCGUGAAGCUGACGAUUCAGAACCGCCAAGCCAAAGUGGAUGUGGAGCCAAAUGCCACCAGCCUCAUCAUCAAGGCCUUGAAGGAGCCCUUGCGCGACCGUAAGAAGACCAAGAACAUCAAACACAGCGGAAAUCUCACCAAGAAUGUCUUCCUGGAUAUUUGCCGCCAGAUGAGAAAGAAGAGCUUGGCCAAGGAUGAUCACUGGGCAGCCGAGAAACCCCUGAAUUGCCUGGAGUUCAAGGGCACGGCCAAGGAGAUCUUGGGCACCUGCUUCGCGGUGGGUUGCACCGUGGACGGCCAGAAGCCUGGUGCCUUGCAGCAGGGGCAAAGAAUCUCCAUGGUCAUGAGUAUGGUGUGUCAUGACAACGGUAGUCGGCAUUUGAUGCAAUCACAAGACAGAAGGGGCAUCCAAAUCUGGGUCAAGGGUGAACUCCCGGUAGUAGGUGCCAUUGCAGGGACGGGCUUUCUGGUGACAACCGAACAUCCUCUGCAGCUCGUAGUUGAUGAUGAAACUUUUGUGGUGCCGAUUCCUCCUUGUGAAAAGGCUGCCCUGUUUCAGGUUGUUGAUCUGUGUGCUGGCUUGGGUGGGUUCUCUGUCACUGCUUCUCGUCUUGGUUUUACCGUCAAGGCUGGUGUUGACCAUAACGGCAAGUGGAAACAGCUGUUUGAGUCGUCGCAUCCCGGUGCUGACUUUGUCUGUGGUGAUUUGGUGGAUGUUGGGGUUCUUCGUCACCUGAUGACUCAGGGUCUUUUCCAUGGUGUGCUGUGUUCUGGAAUUGCAUGUCAACCCCAUUCGAUUCUUGGUGACAGAUUGGGAAUGGCAGACCCCAGGGCACAGAGUCUUCCGAAGACACUACAGGUUGCUUGGUUGUUGCAGUCAGCCAUUGUAAUUCUGGAAUGCACCCCAGAGAUCUUGAGAGAUCCCCAGGCUCAGGAGUUGAUGCGGAAGUUCACUGUAGCCACUGGUUAUAGGUUGACCCAGACCAUACUGAAGCUUGGGAAUGCAUGGUGUGGCCGGCGUGACAGAUGGAUUGCAGUCCUCACAGCACCGGUAAUUCCAAUUUGCGAUCUCCCUGAUUUGCCGGCUGAAUCCCCUGUUCAGGUUGUCCGUGACUUGAUUCCAGAUUUCACACCAUGGCAUGAGUUUGAUGCGAAACAACUGGAACUGAACUUGUAUGAACUUUCCAAGUUUUACCAGUAUGCUGCCGGGGGUAUUGAUGGACUUUUCCUCAAACCAAAUGAGAAGCUUCCAACUCUUUUGCACAGUGCAGGGAAUCAGCUGUACACUUGCGCCUGUGGCUGCAGAGCAGCACUGUCCGAAACAAGGCUGCGACAGAGAGGCCUCAUUGGUGUUUUGAUACCACUUGGCACUUGCCAAACCCACAUGAAUAUGGUCAUGAGACAUGCCAGAUACCUUCACCCUAGUGAAAUGUGGGUUUUGAUGGGUGGCCAUCCAAAUUUUGACAUGGGGCACAACUUACGUUUGGCCAUGGCUGGGGUUGGACAAGCUGUUGCACCACUGAUGGGACUUUGGAUUUUUGCCCAUGUGCGCAAGUGCCUUGAUGAGGUUCUGCAAAUACCAAAGUGUGACCCAAGGCAUGAGCUGCUCUCUUACAUGGCCAAGGUCAUUCAAGCAUGUCGCAUCCGGUGGCCCCCUGCCACAGCUCCGACUGUUGUUGAAGCAUCCGAAGAUGAUCCCAUUGAAGAUGUGGGACAUGGUUUCAUCACCGUUUCGAGACCUUGCACAGGUGAGCCUGAUGUACAGAUCAAGUUGACCCCAAAUGCCACUGGAGCAAAGCUCUUGGCGGCGGAAGUGCAACUAGGCACUGCACAAGUGGACUUUCAGAUCCGUGUUGAUGGAGAGCAGGUUGACCCUGCGCAACCACUCAGUACCCCAGCAUUGGUUUCUCUUGUCCCGCCUUCGUGGGAUCCGGCUCAACUGACUGCAGAACAACCAGUUCCGUGUUGCCUGGGAAUUGACUCAUUCCUUCAGCUUGUUCGGUCAUCCAACACGUUUGACUCAGGUCCCAUCAAUGACCCAGCCCGUCUCUGUGUGAUGCGUCACCCUGACAUGCCACAGGUUGAGCGACUUGGCAUCCUUGGUCAACAAGGUCCAGUUUGGGGGGAUGAUGAAUUGUUGUGUGGACUCAUGCAGAUUGCUGCCAAAACAGAUGCGGACCAGUAUGUCACUGUUUGGGAUCCACUCUUGAUCUCUGGACUUGUUCAACAGGAUUUGCCUGCCACUUGGUCUCAGUUGGUUGGUCAGUUGCGUCCAAUGUCCACGGUCAUUUCUGCGGUGUUGCUUGGUUGUCACUGGAUUCCUUUGGUCUGGAGGAUUGACACGGUAGGUGCUAAGCUGCAUACUUUGGCUGUGACACCGGACUAUGAACCCACUUUGGAUUUUUUGAGUCGGGUCAUUGAGUUCUAUCGUGGGGAUGCCAGGGGAACUUGGAGAGCCCAAGGUCCUGGAUUUGUACCUUCGGGUUACUGUGGUGCCUUGGUACUGGCUUUUGUGCGACACCUACUGUGGGGAUGGCCGUUACCUGCUGGGCAGGAUGAAUUGGUUCCCAUCUCUGAUGAAAUGCGUGCUGACUUUGCGGGCCAACUUGGGGACCUCUGUCUUCGUCCGGUUUUGGCAGGUCUUGGAAUUUCAACACAAAGUCGCCUUGCUGACAUGUUGGUUCAACAUGGUGUUGCGGCGGUUGACUCCCAGGCACGAGCCGCAGCAGCUGUGAAGGCAUUGGGGGAAGAUGGAUUGUGCCGGGCUUUGGACUCUGACAACCCAUGGCGUGAACUGAAGUGGUUAGGAAACCAAUCCAGGCCACCUUUCAUGUUUAUCCGACCUUCGGAGCUCCAGGCUCAAAUUGACUUGCGAGCCAAAGAUAAGCCGGUUGGUCACAAGAAACAUAAGGUGGGUAAACAUUCCAAAGGCAAAGGCAAAGGACAAGCUCCCAAGGUGAGUGUUGACCCAACUUCACUCCGUUUGGAAUCAGGUAUCUUCCAAAGCUCAGAUGGAAAGCCCUUGGUACAGCUUGGACUUGCGCAGGUUGGCCCAACAGUUGCUGGCGUCGCGGUUGUGUCUGUUGCCUCUGCGGACCCCUACUUGAAGUCUCCCCAUCCAUUGUCUUCUGGAUCGUUGGCGUUGUUUGUGGUGGACUCGACAGUUGCUCCUCAGACUGUGCUGCCUGUCUCUCCUGAACGAGUGCCCUUGGUUUGUGCAGUGAACUCUGAGUACCUCCGUUGCAGAAGUGUGGUGAUUUGGAAUGCUGUGGUUGUGAAAGCUGGCAUCGCACUUUGGAUUUCCCAAUGGUUGCCAGAGCACAUGCAGUUGCAGGUCCAACACUUCUCAGGUCAUGAAGGAGUGUACCUGGUUCUCUUGCUUCGUCAGACGGUCUCUCAUGUAGUUGGCAUGGCUCGACUUGGACAAAAGCUUGGACUGCGGUGCAAAACUGAAAAUGCAGCAGAAGUUUUCAGCACUCUUCGCCCAGGUCACACUUUCUUGCCGCCGGGCAAAAGGCAGAUGUUCUUGGUGGGCCCUUUUGAGUACGGCACUUUGCAGGCAUCUGUUACCCAGGUCUUGCAGAAACAUGGAUGGGUUGCCAAGCCAGUUCAGGCAGUUGCAGCAAAGACUCACAUCCAGGGGCUGAUGUUUCGGGUGCAGUCAGUGCAGGAUCCACCUACGAAAGUGAUCAGACUGGCACAUGGGGAUAUUGUGAUAUCCAAAGAAGAGGACAACAUGUUGCCUGAAAAGGUUGUCCCCAAGGUGGUUGCUACCCCUGCCACGGAACAAAUGGUCUCCAAACCCUUUGAAGCCGAUGCUCUUCAGCAGAAUGACCCUUGGGCCAAAGCUGCCAGUAGGUUGCCGACCAAAACAGCAGCCUUUCAGAUCGGAAAUCCGUUGGAAGACAUGACGCAGAAGGUCAUUGCAGAGGUCCUUGCGCAGAUUCCCAAGCAGUCCAUGGAGGUUGAUGCCGAAAAUGGUCAGGACAACAGGAUGACAGCCCUUGAAAAGCAAGUGCAUGAUCUGCAAGGUCAGACACAGGCCAUUGCUGCUGCCACCCAACAACAAGCCCAUGAUACUGCUUCCCAGCUGCAGGACAUCCGGAGUCAGGUUCACCAGCAAGGGGUUCACUUUGAAGGAGCAAUUGCAGCGCAGGCCUCCUCGAUGCAGACUUUCCAAGAUGCUUUUCAAGAGCAAUUUCGCCAACAGGUCAGCCACCAGCAGACCAUGCUUGACAGCAUGUUCAGCAAGCAGAUGACGCAGUUUGAAUCCCUCUUGAGCAAACGUUCCAGGGAAGGGAGUUCAGAAGUUCCUGCUUUGUCGAACUUGGCUGGGUGCUUUGGUGGCUUGGCUGGAUCUUGGCUGUCGAUGCUGUGGUGUACUCAAGUAGGCUUGGCUUUGCUCCUGCGGGGUAGGUUGUGGGCUGGUGUCUUCAAAGUCAGUCAUGAGAUGCUUAAGCUUUGGCAGUGCAUUUUGUGCGUUUCACUUUUUAUUUUUGGCUCUGCCUGGUGUCAUGGAAGCAAUGGGUUAGCACAGCAGCAAACUCUUGGCCGUGACGGUGGGUGGAUUUGGACUUUUGCCACCAAGCGGCAGGCACCUGGGGGUCGUCUGUCUGGUCGUCGUUGUAUAGGUGUUCACAGGUGGCUCUUUUGGAUUUUCUUUGUCGCUGCUCUUCGAGUUGGUGAAGCCUCACACCCGGGGCCUUCAGCUGCACAAGGCAAUCAAUGGACCCUUGGCAUUGCCAAUCCUUCCGGCCUGAAUGGCAAGCUUGACGUAGUGAACCACCUCCCAGGUGAUGCGUGGAUUUUGACUGAAACCCAGCUCUCUCGCAAGGGUACGUCGAUGUUUGUGAAAGGCCUCCGUAUGCUUCAGAGCCGAUGGACUUAUGCAGUGACCGGUGCACCGAGUCCCCCUAGGGCAAAGACUGAUACAGGGUCCCACUCUGGAGUCAUGAUGCUGUCUCGGUUCCCAACCAGAGCCUUGCCUCACAAUUUUGAUGCCGACGUCUAUGCGUCUGGUCGGAUUCAGGUGGUUGGGAUGGCUGUGGCGGAAACCUGGGUCACGGUUGGCAUGGUGUAUGGGAUCCCCUGCAAUGCUUCACACAAGUUGGCCAAGUUUCAAACAGAUGUUUUGCUGUCUGAAGUGGUGGACAGGGUUGGUUGCCAAACCAUUGGUCCUAGGGCCAUUGGGGGGGAUUUCAACUAUGGGCCUGAUGAGCUAGAACAGCUUACCCGCCUGCGUGCUAUGGGUUUUAGAGAAGUUCAAGACUUGCGGGCCUGGCGUUGUGGAAUUUCAACUGAACCUGGCCGUGGUACAAAAAGGAUUGACCAACUGUGGAUCUCCCCGGAGCUUCAACAGGCCUACCUUGGUACCGAUGUUCAGUUUGAUCAUUGGCCUGACCAUGCAGCAGUGGUUACAACAUUUUGCUCAGAGGCACUAACAACAGUUGUCUCAGCUUGGCCUCGACCGCUCCCUUUUCCUUGGCCAUCAGAUUGGUCUUGCCCUGUCACUUUUGAUCCGGCAGCUGACCUUACUGUUGAGUAUGCCAAUUUUUGGAACCAGGUUGAGAACCAAGCCAGAUGCUGGGUCAAACAAAAGGGCACGCCGGUGCUCAAACGGCGCUGUGGAAGAGCCACUGUUCUUGAGCCUCGUGUUCAGAAGGAGUUUCUGUGUCCGGUCAAGAAAGGACGUAAAGGUGAUGUCCAACCCUACUUUCUGGGGGUAAGCCUUCAGCAUGCCCAGUAUGUGAAGCAGUUGCGUCGUCUCCAGUCUCUUGUGAGAAUUUUGGCAAAAGCAAGCCUCACUUGGAAUGGUCAGCUAAAUCGUGAUGAAACAUGGCAGGCCAUUCGAAAUGCUGCAGGUUUCCCUGGGGGUUUUUGGCCAUGGUGGAUUUUGCAGGGCCUCCCACAUGGUUCCCUGCCAUAUUUGCCUUUGCUGUGUCCCUCUGAGGAUUUUGUCCGGGACCUCUUUGCUGCGUUCCAGGGUUUUGUGACCAAAUAUGAACGGGAUCUUGCCCGGCAUAGAUACCAGUUUGCCACUCAAAGGCGGGCCAACAACAUUGCUCAUGUUUUCCAGGACUGUAGGGACGAUCCACCUCCUACUGCAGAUUGCCUCAUUGACCGUGUGGCUGUUGGAAUUGAAGAGGUUCGCAAUGAUGACCAGUCCCUUGUCUUGGUUCACCCAGUGACCUUGCUGCCUGAUGUUCCGGUGGUGGUUGAUGGUAAGGUUCUUGAUGUUGUGACACAUCAUGAUGACCAGCUGUGGGUAGAAACUGUUGAUGGACUUCAACCAGGCCAAUGGCUCACUCAAGAGCGUGCUGUGUCGUCUGAUGCUGAUGUUUUGGCGCGGUUUGAGGCUGUAUGGAGAUGCAGGUGGGUUAAGAUGUCUCAUGUCUUGCCUGGGCAGUGGGACCAGAUUUGUGCCUUCUUGGAAAGAACGGUGAGUCCAAUUCAGUGGUCCUUUGCUCCUUGGUCUGUCUGCCGUUUUCAAACUGCGGUGCGCCACAAGAAGCGGCGUGCCGCAAAAGGCCCUGACGGAGUUUCACAACCUGACCUUGCUGCCUUGCCAGUCCAAGCUUGCUCAGCAUUGGUGCAGCUCUAUGACGCUGUUGAAAGUGGAGCUUCUUGGCCACUUCAAUUGGCUUGUGGGUUUGUUUCGAGCUUGGCCAAAACAUCCCAACCUCAAGGAGUUGAUGAGUUUCGGCCAGUCGUUGUCUACAGUCUGCCGUAUCGAGUUUGGUCUUCGGAAAGGGCCAAAGAGGCCAUGCACUCCGUGGCGGUACACCUGCCAAACAGUGUACAGGGUGGAGUUCCUGCACGUCAAGCCAAAACCAUCUGGUUUGAGCUUGCGUCGGCACUUGAACUGGCUUACUUGAAUGGUGAAGGUUUGCAUGGGUUGCUGAUGGAUAUACAGAAGUGUUUCAAUAACAUCCCAAGAUAUCCUCUCUGGUUUGCCCUGGCCUUGUUGGACUUUCCUCAGCCUAUCCUACGUGCGUGGGUUUCCUUCGUCUCUGGUCAAGUUCGGAGGUUUCGUGUUCGUCGGUCGGUGGGUGCACCCAUCCAGUCGACUUGUGGACUUCCAGAAGGCUGUGCACUGUCUGUCUUUGGUAUGGCCGUUGUUGACUGGAUGUUGGACUGGUGGCUUAAGGGUCUUGAGGUCGCCGUUGACUUGCGUACUUUUGUGGAUGAUUGGGGUGUCAUGUUCCGUGAUGCGGAUGCUUUUCAUCGGAUUUGGACUUCCCUGGAGUUGUUCACCAGCCACAUGGACUUGGCCAUUGACAUGAAGAAAACAAGGGUUUGGUCGACGGAAUCCGAUGCCCGUCGGCAUUUCCGCCAGGGCACGGUGGUGGUCACUCUUGCGGCCAGGAACUUAGGGGCUCACCAGAAUUUCAGCAAACCCUGCCACAAUGCAGUGCUGUUGGCACGGUUGGAAAAAAUGUCUGAAAUCUGGGUGCGCCUUAGAGCCAGUCAAGGGCCUUACAAAGCAAAGUUGGCAGCCAUUCACAUGAUGGCUUGGCCGAGAGCCUUGCAUGGUGUGACAGUAGUGCACCUUGGUGAGUGUCAGUUCAAACCACUGAGGGCGGGUGCAAUGCGUGCUUUAAAAGCCAAUAGAAAGGGCGCUAACCCUUUUCUCCACCUUGCCUCCUCGGCCUUUCAAACAGACCCCGAAGCAUGGUCAAUUCUUCAGACAGUGCGUGAUGUGCGAGAGCUUGGGUCCGGUGAUCAAUUUGAAUCCCUGCUUGGACUGUUUGCUUGUUCUCCUGAUCGCCUCCCAGCAAAUGGCCCAACAGCCAUCUUGGUUUCCAGGUUGCGUCGGCUUGGUUGGUCUGUUGGUGGUCAGGGUCUGGUCCAAGACCGCUUCGGCACCUUUAGCUUGCUCGGGGUUUCAUGGGAUGAAUUGGUCUUGCGCCUGAAGUUGUCCUGGGGCUCGGUUCUUGCUUGUGAGGUUGCCCACCGUCCCACCUUCAAUGGACUUUCGGAUGUGGAUUUGCCUGAACUCCAUCGAUCCCUGCAGAAGUUCAGUCCGGCUGAUCAGAUCUACCUGCGCUGCCACUUGGAUGGUACUCUUUUCACCCAGAAUGCCAAAGCCAAGUUCAAACCUGGGGUUACCUCAAAAUGCCCCUGGUGUCCGGCACAAGAUGGAUUCCACCACAGAGCUUGGGUUUGUCCUUUCUUUGCUCCCUGCCGUGCCCACCUCACAGCGGCUCAACUUGCGGUGUUGCCUGGGUUGCCUCCCUGUUAUGUUGAUCAUGGAUGGCCUCUCAUCUUGCCUGAAUGGGAAUUGUUUGCGGGUCUGCUUCUUCAGGAUGAUGGACUUUGUAGGAUGUCACCAGUUAGCCCGCCCUGCAAUGGUUCCUCCUUCUUGCUGGAGGUCUUUACAGAUGGAACAGCGGCAUUUCCUCAGGAUGUUAAGCUGCGGUUUGCGGCCUGGGCUGUCACAGUUGCUGCUGGUUGCGGACUCAUGGACAAUCAAAUUUUGAUGGGUGGGCACGUCCAAGGACUUUGUCAAACGGCCUACAGGGCGGAGUUGACCGCCAUUGUCCAUGUGGUUACAUGGGCGGUGAAGAGGAGACAGCAAAUCAGACUCUGGUGUGAUUGCCAGAGUGUGGUGAGAGGGGUGCUUAGACUCCUACACAAGAAACCUCUACGUCGCAACGUCCCGCACUCAGACUUGUGGUGGCAACUGCGUGAAGUUCUGGAUGGUUCAGAGGCACUGGUUCAGGUUAGGAAGGUCGUUUCACACUGUUUGGUGCAAAAUGCUUGUGAUCCAAUUGAACAGUGGGCCUAUUGGCACAAUAACCUUACCGACAAGGCUGCAGAAGCAAUCAAUGUCAGGAGACCCCAGGUUUUCUGGGAUGUUUGGCGUGGUUUGCACAGUGCACUACAUUUCCACCGGCAGUUGCACUGGGCUAUACAGAGGGUACUUUUGCAAACGUCCAAGAUGGCAGUUUCCAGUCAGCAAACAGCAGACGAGGUUCAACAACCAGGUUUACCGAUUGUUGAUCUGCCGCCUGUACCGGUUGCCUGGGUCAUUCCCACCAAGCUGGUCCAGCGCUAUGGAGAUUCCAACAUUCGUAAACUUCAUGCAUGGUGGACAGAAGUUGGCCUUCGAAUGCUACAGGGAACACAGAUGCUACGGAGUUACCAGAAAGGAAACAAUUUGGUGAUACCUUCCAAGAUGGCACGUCCACACUCCACCGCUAUCGGGCGUUGGAUGGUGCCAUUGACGAGGACGAGUGGGAGCUUCCAACUGAGUGAGCUGCAGAACCAGCAGCCGCGACAGCGACAACGACGGAUACGCGAGGACCCAAAGGAAGCCUUGGGGGAGAAGAGCCGAAUCCGUUUAACCCAACCAGGUGGUUUGCGGUGUAUCGCCCCUGCAGCUCAGUAUCUAGCCGUUGACAUUUCCGAAGAGAACCGUUUCAGCUUCAUGUUGGCCAGGUCGGCCAAGAAGAACCGACUCUCCGGCUUCGUGCCCUUCAUCCAGAUCAGUGACAACAAGCACAAGAACGAUGUGGAGGAGUCUCCUAAGGAUGCGCGGACUAAGAUCUUUUUUAGGAAUCGGUUGGCGCGAGAACAGGCCUCGAAAUCCUUGGACAAAGUUCUGAAGGAGGCGUCCCUAAAGAUCGAUGAUCCAACCAUCAAAAUCAUCGCAGAUUACGAACCGCAAAGCUUCGGCUUGGAUGUCCCUGAGCCUUUGAUGAAGGAGGCAUACAUCAUGAGACCCGAGCUGUCCCCCAUGGUUGGUUGGGAGACAGGGCGCCAAUCUGAACCGGCCUUCAUGGACAUGAAUUUGCAUUCCACCAGGGGGUCUUCAACCCCUGAGGUGGUGUUGUAUCAGUAUGACCUCGCAGAUCCCAUGAAUCCUUUGGGCCUCUUAGUGGCUUAUGCUGAAGCCCACGUUCUUCCAGUCGUGAGUGACUUUGAUACCUUUCUGGUGGGUAGCAUGGGGAUGGAGUACAGCCCUUUACCCAAGGAUCAGCAGGAGUUGAUGCAGUGGUGUCUCGACCACACGGCGGACAUCAUCGGAAUGCCUCAACGGAAGAGCUGGACCACCAGGUGGUUGGAGGUGCUCAAAGAUGAAGCCAGCAUGAAAGGCAAGACGGUGGAGAUCCCGAAGCUGGGCUUCGGCGACCCCACGAGCGUGAAGCUCAUUGGGGAUGUGGUGAAGGUCACUGAAUCCUGUGGCGCCAUUCGCCACGGUGCCGAGUGCUUCAACUUCUACUUCCCCCAGGAGCUGGACGACGAGUUCAUGGUGGUGUGGGAUGGCUACCCUGAUCCUCCCUGGAAGAUUUUAAAGGAGCCCGACCUUCGAAGCUUUCUGAAGGCCAGAGCCAAGGAAGGCUACUGCUUCCCAUUGAAUCCCGUGUGGCCGAUCCGAGACAGGGGCUGGUACGAGGUCCUGGCUAGCCUCAGAAAGAGCCCCGUUGAGUUGAAUCAGAGGUCUUUAGGAGGAUGGUUUUCAACCGAGGCCUUGUCGCGGAUCGAUGAAAUUCAUGGGGACUUCCCGGAUGGUUUCGGUCAGUCCAAGAUGAAGCGCGCGCAAUCCACCAUGGCCGGCCUUCAGGAUUUGGGUGGUGAAGAGAUGGUGGACCUCGCCCGCGAAGAGGUUCGCAAGUCUGUCCGCGCGCGCUGGAAGAUGGAGAUUUAUUAGGGUUUGUUUGGGGUUGAACGUGGACCCGGUACUAGUGAAAAGUAACAAUGAUCAUUGUAAGGUCUCAAUUCUCAACCAAGAGAUGGUGAUAGAGAGAGAGAGAGAGAUUCUCAACCAAUGCGAUUUUGUUUGAUAAUAGCAGGCCCCCAAAAUCCUAUGGUUUUAGACCAUUAAAUUUGAUGGGGUGACCUCCUACCCCUGCAGGCCCUAGAUGGAGCCCAAAAAGGCAAACUUCAGACAGCGGGAAAAUCAGCUUUCCAGACUUCAUGUCUUUGAGGUUCCAUUGGUUCCAUGUUAUAUUUUGGGUAUAGCCAUUUUUCCCCAUUUCGGACAUCCAUUGAUGGAAAACAGUCACUAAGUAUUCCUUUGACUUUGUGAUGUGCCUUUCUAAAAAAUUGACACCCCUAUGCAACCCCAGCAGAAACCAGCAUCUGGAAAUUACCUGCCCCACCCCACCGAGGGUACGAACCUCGGUUCUGAUGAUGGCACGGAUGAUGAAGGGCUUGUCAGAUCAAGACCACGCCCGAAUUCUGGAAGGCGACGAGGACGAAGCCGCAGAGGAGC
Messenger RNA from Cladocopium goreaui, 15321 nucleotides. NCBI's taxonomy places the organism in Eukaryota, Dinophyceae, Suessiales, Symbiodiniaceae. The record is from the annotation of a GenBank genome assembly.